Molecule: messenger RNA, 3960 nt
Organism: Paecilomyces variotii
Lineage: Eukaryota; Fungi; Ascomycota; Eurotiomycetes; Eurotiales; Thermoascaceae
Exons: 6
Coding region: 1-3960 (1319 amino acids)
Source: RefSeq, a predicted model, not a curated record
AUGCUCAUACCUCUAUUAGAAAUCUUUGUUCAGGAGACCAAGACCGAAAGAUUACGAAGAUGGACCGGGCAAUUGUUCCUAGAAUUACUCUGCGACUCUUCAGACAACAAGGAACUGCUAGCUUUAGGAGCUGAAACUCUCCGGCGGAGAAUCGGCCACAUUCUUUGCUAUGGAUCGGAGUUGACUCUGCGUUACCUCGCUGGGUGUAUAAUUCGAGAGAUGCGUGUGACGGAGUACGAUCGGCAGCUUUUCGACAAUGUGGAAGUAAACGACCAGCUGAAUGAUUUCUUCAAAGAAUCCGAAACACCUGGCUCUGAGUGGAUUACAUCUUGUUGCACUUUCAUACAUGGCAAGAGGAAUGGAAUGUAUGGCACUGCAUACCGUGAACUUCUAAUGAUCGUACUAGACAAGUUGAAACCCGGAGGCCACUAUGUCAUGAACGGGAAGAAGAUGUACGCAGAAUCCAUGUCGAUCGACUUCGUCUGCAAUUCAUAUUCACAGGAGAUAGUAAAAGCUAUCACAAUUGCCACCAAAGAGGUAUUGACAGAUCACAAGGAAAUCAAACACAGCAGACUAUCAUACUCAACUGGAGAUCAAGGGCCUAGUCCACGGCAUGCGUCUCAGGUAGUUGUUCACCUGAACCAGAUGGAGAGCGUUGACUAUGAUAAAGGAUCUGUAAGUCGCAUAACUGAAACAUGCAGACCCGAUGAAGCGCUCCGUCAGCCUCUUAUACGCAGGAGUGGUUCAAUUGUGGUAAGCCUCGACGCUGGAACAGAUGUGACUAGGAAGUCACUCGUGUCCCGCAAUCAGGCCACAGAGAAUAAACGCCCAUUUCUGAAGAUACCUAGCGGUAAAGGAGAUAUAGAUAAUCAGCCUAAGGAGAAAGAAGGUGACGAAAAUCUAGAAUGGAUUGCCAGAUGCGAAACGUUUGUGCAAAGCAUUUCAAGCGCUUCUGAAGCUGGUCAUUUGACGAAAGACGUUGAGCCAGAAGCAGUCAAGUCUUUCGAGGAUGACUCUGAAGUCGCCGCCCAAGGGGAUAGAAAGGAGCAAGACCAGCGAGAGGGGCAAUAUGGCGAAGAAAACUACGAUGAUACCGCGGAAGACAUAUAUACGGGAGCGGACGCGUCUCCAUGUGACCCCAUGUCUUCUCUGGACCCGCUUCACUCGCAGCAACAGUUUCAUCUAAGUCUUCCUGGAACUUUCACAUCUGAACAAACUACUAUCGGAAUAACUGACCAGGUUAAAGCUAUGGCACCAGGGGUAAUUCCCGAUUCUCAGGAGGAGCAACGUUCUACCAUGAACACAAACAUAAUCGAACAAGGAGAAUGCUCUUCUGCGAAUAACUCCGAUAAAACCAAAGCGAAAAGUGGUCUGAAACCGUUGCCUAGAGGGCACCUCAAACAACUACUUGAACAUAAAAUUGUCACGACAGACUCUGUGGAUUGGGAUGAAGAUCUUCGCAUACCAGCGAGUGAACUAGAGCUGCCCAACAGCAAGACAAAGAGAUCCCCAGCACAUCUACCAUCCCCUGGUGGCUCGAGGAAGAAGAAACCAGGCCCGUCGAGCAGAAAUAAAAACCGGCCAAAGAUAUCACUCCCAACUCCCAAAACCGGCACUGCCUCGUCGAAGAAAAGUCGUGCCUCGGAAAAACCACCAGUUCAGAAUACAUUGGCAUCACGCCGUCCGCGUCGUGCGGCUGCAGAUGAAGCGAAAAUUAAAAUACUAUGCGACUACAAUCAGGAUGAGGAUGUUGAUGAUGAUCCUAUCCGAGAUUCGACACCUGACGACAGCCUUACAUUCGGCAAUAGCUUCCAGUUCGACCAGAAAAGAACGUCCACCCCUCGUCUUGCCCAUACAGACCAAGCCGGUAAUGCAGAGACUAAAACACCCGUCAUUGACUUGACUACUGCCUCAGAUGGGCUUGACAAUGUCGAUGAGGAAGAUAAUCAUCAGCAGCAGGAUGUAUCCCUCCAAUCCGUUAGAGAUACCCCCGCAAGCAGCGAGAACGCUUUGCCAGCUGUGGGGAAUGACAAUAGAGAGAAUAGCUCGAGAGUCGAAGAGGAUCAAGAAGACAGGUAUAGAGGAAGAGGACACUUAAUAGGCAGCAAGCUCGCAGCAGUGUUAGGUCAACAUGGUGUUCUCUCAUCCGAUCAAGUCGAUAAGGAUCCAAGGGAGGCUGAGUGCGAGCAACCUCGCACGUCUCCGGCCAUUGUGGGAUAUGACCAGCAAUCUGAGAGAAAGGAAAGGUUGGCAAAGAUUUCGAGCCAAAUUUCUGACUUUAUCAGUGGCGGUUUUGAUAAUGCGCCUGGCAAGAUCCACGAAACACCGGAUCUCUCUGGGCUGUCAGAAGAAAGUGAGCGAGUUCACUUAAAGACAACGGACCAUAUAGUCCACAAAGCGACCGAAAAUGAAAAGCAAACUGGGGACGGGACUUCUAGUACCGAUAAUCGGAUAACUCUUAGAAACUCAGAAGGAGUCUCUAUAGAUAGUGACAAAGAGUCUUCGAAGUCUAUCCGUCCGGUAGCCUCGAAAGCCGCCAAAAUUAUUGGACACCCAUAUGCCGCAUUAAUCGAUGAACGCUUACAUAGAAAAACUCAGAUUGUGAGCUUUUCUGCUGAUGGUCCUCGCAACCAGUGCGAGAUACGUCCGUCUUCUUCAGUCAAGAGACUGAGAAGCCCGCAGCUACAGUCUAAUGACAAGACAGAAAACCAAUUCAAACGAAAGGCAGUAGUGCAGCAACCGGACGAUCUUACUCGGCCUACCAAACGGCUCAGAUUUGAGUUUGGGGGGAGUAGUGAUAUGGAUGAAGCCAUGGACUCUACUUUAUCGGCUACCCCUGGUCACAUCCAUACUAUAUCUUCUCCUAGCCCUUUGAAGAUGAACCAAUGCCGGGGAAGCAUCGUCGACGAGAAUGGUAGUCCUCACCCAGUCUCCCGUACUGCAACACAGAUUAUGAUCCCUGGUGAUCAUGUUUUACUUAACAGAGAUGGCAAAAGACCGACUGUGCCGCAUCAAGAUAGCUGUGACGAACCUGCAACUGAAUCCAGCCCACUCAGCUACGUCUCCAAAGAUGCUGGGGUCGAUUACCGUAUACGGUCCAAAGGACAGUCCGUGGGAAAGCGGUCGCCUCAGGCUCGAGCUCUUUUCCCUCCUUCUAGGGCAUCCAAAAUAGCUAACAAGCAGAAUGAUGACGUCGAAUUAGCCGGGCGGGGCUCGCAAAGGCAGUCAAACCCCCUUUUCAUAUCACAGAGACGAAUGCCUAAUCAAACUAGAGAGGAGAGAACUUUGCCGUUUAGCAAGCGGCUGAAUGGUGACCAAGCAGAAAUCAGGCGUGUUCAAGGGCAGCAUAUUGCCAACGAACAAGAGGCCCAACUAUCGACAUUCUGGGAUUCUAUUUCAAGUCCCAAAAAGAUUGAAGCGAAAACAGAUGUCACUGCCGAACCACGCGAUGAGAUUAACUACGGUCGAGGCUCCACAGUUGAGUCAUCUUCCCCAUCGGGUCUCUCACAGACAUCGGAAUCUAUCACAUUAGUAGAGCCAGAGGGGCAAGAGACGCAAUUUGACCAAUUGCGUCGUGCCAGCCACGGAAGUACUCUUGAUAUUCUAGUCGACACCAGCGAGCGCCUUGUGUGUCACCUCGUAGAAGAGGAAGAUGCUGUCUGGGACGUGCUGGAAACGUACGACCAUGGUUGUCGCAGACUCAUCGACCAGCUUACAGAAGCACACAACGAAUCCCUCGAGGCAUACGAACGAGCGAUGACGGCUAUGAUGACUGAGUAUAAGGAGGUCCGCGAGAAAACCCUUGAGCGACUGAAAGCUCGCGACAAGGUGCUCAAGGCAUUACCUACCACGGACAAACUGGCCUCUGGGAUGAAGAAGUGGGAAAAGUUACUCACACGUCUGCAGGAUCUCUCGACUGCAUACGACGCCAAACUGGAUGCACUGGAAGCUCCUGAAUAA